AUGAAAACACUUCCUGACUUGGCUGUUCGUAACGCUGGGUUAGCUAUUUUUCAUUAAAAUGAGUGAUCUUGCGAAAUAACCUAUAGAAAACUAGCACAAUUAUACCUUAUUUAUCAGAGCGUUCUCAUACUUGUCUCGGCUAAAUCGUUAGCUUCUUCAGCUUCAGGGAGACUCGCUAUAAUAGCUGCCACUGCAGGUUGUUUUAUUUUAGAAUAGAAGCCAUAAUGGCGUCGAGCUACAACGCGAAGGAAGAAGACGGUCACGUCGCCGUACCUGGCGGUGGGACCAUCCAGAAUAAAAAGCCCGAUAACACAGCGUUUAAACAACAACGAUUACCUGCUUGGCAACCCAUCCUGACAGCGGGCACAGUUCUUCCAGCUUUCUUCGUUAUCGGUCUCAUCUUCAUUCCCAUUGGUAUCGGCCUCUACGUCACGUCAAACAACAUCAAGGAGUUCGAGAUUGAUUAUACUGGGACUGACAUGUCCAGCCCAUGCUUCAACUGCUCCCAGAGCUUUAGUUGGAACAGCACAAGACCAUGCACCUGUGCACUGCCCUUCUCUCUGGAACAGCCUUUUGAAAGCAAUGUAUUCAUGUAUUAUGGCCUGUCCAACUUCUACCAAAAUCACCGGCGCUAUGUCAAGUCCAGGGAUGACAGCCAACUGAAUGGUGACACCACCUCUCUAAUGAACCCUAGUAAGGAGUGUGAGCCCUAUGCUCGCAAUGAAAAAAUGCCAAUUGCUCCCUGUGGUGCCAUCGCCAACAGCAUGUUUAACGACACUUUGGAUCUGUAUUACAUUGACCCUAAUGGCACAAGAAUCCAAAUUCCUCUGAUGAAGAAGGGGAUUGCUUGGUGGACAGACAAGCAUGUGAAGUUCAGGAAUCCAGGAGGCAACCCCAACCUCACAAGUGCUUUUCAAGGUACAACCAAGCCGAUCAACUGGCGCAAGCCUGUCUAUGAACUAGACACAGACGCUGAGAAUAAUGGCUUCAUCAAUGAGGACUUCAUUGUGUGGAUGCGCACAGCUGCCCUCCCCACCUUCCGUAAGCUGUACCGUAUUAUCCAGAAGAAGAACAACAUGACGCCGACUCUUCCCCGUGGCAACUACACCCUGGAAGUCACCUACAACUAUCCUGUUCGUAGCUUUGAGGGCCGGAAGCGUGUGAUCCUGAGCACCAUCUCCUGGAUGGGGGGCAAGAACCCUUUCUUGGGCAUCGCUUACAUCACUGUGGGCUCCGUCUGCUUCUUCCUGGGAGUGGUCCUCCUCAUCAUCCACCACAAAUAUGGCAGCCGCAACAACACUGCUGACAUCCCUAACUAAAGACGUCUUGUAUGUAUGUUGCAUGCUGGCUAGCGGAGGCAUGGGUGUAACCAGUGGUUAAUUACAAGCACUGGUGGUCUCGUGUCUGGCUCGUGUACUGUGUGUAAGAAUGACCUGCUUGUCAAAAGUGCUGUGCAAGUAUUGGAAGAGCAAAGACGUCAGGGGGAGAGUUCCGAUAAAGUAGAAGUUCUCUCGUAUUUAUUUUUCAUGGUCAGAAAGCUAUGCAGUUACGUAAGUUUUGAUGUCAAGAUGUUGUAUUGGCACUAAGUUGAAAUGUAAUGACGCUACAUCGAUGUGCAGAUAGUACAGUUUUAAUGCAGAAAUAUGUGUAUGUCAGUCAUAGAUGUUUAUUAGUUUACUUCUUUAUGAAUAAAUUAUUUAAAAUCAUGUUUGAAUACGGUCAAGCAAAUUGGAACAGUCCGUUAGGCUAAAUGUGGAAUUCCUUCAAGAGUCAAGGCUGUUGGUUCAUACACGUAUGUUGUUGUUGUUACAUACAGUACCGUAGUUUGAGGCACAUUUCUUUUCUGUUUACACUACAGAUAGGUCUCUAUAGAUUGCACAAGGAUGUGCACAAAUUUUCAGGUCAAGUGUAAUGGAAUGCUUGCAAUGUUUUCAAUGUACUUUAGUACUUAUUUUCUCAGUGUAUGUAUAUAUGUUAAAUCUGUUCAGCUGCCUAAAAUAUGCAGAGCUUGACUCAAGUUUAAGUAACAUACCGCAAAGGAAAAUUGUCAAUUUCAAGGUUUUCAGGGACCAAAGCUCCAUUCAUGUAGCCUGGGUGCCAGUCUGUUUCUGCUUUCUUGCAAACCCGUUAUGUAAAACAUGUUUGGCUUGGCAAUGGAGUAGGCAAGAACACAAACAGGAAGAACAUCCUUAUUUAUUUUCUUACUAAGAUUGUUGCAGAUUGGUGAAAUAUGUUUGCACAUGAGUUCCCAAUUACCUGUUACCUGGAGAUUCUAUGCCUGUUGCUUGACAAAUAAAAUAAUAUCUGGACAACUCAUGUUAA
Molecule: messenger RNA, 2322 nt
Organism: Coregonus clupeaformis (lake whitefish)
Lineage: Eukaryota; Metazoa; Chordata; Actinopteri; Salmoniformes; Salmonidae
Product: cell cycle control protein 50A
Exons: 7
Coding region: 225-1319 (364 amino acids)
Biological process (GO): phospholipid translocation
Cellular component (GO): endoplasmic reticulum; plasma membrane; Golgi apparatus
Source: RefSeq, a predicted model, not a curated record